Messenger RNA from Phragmites australis (common reed), 495 nucleotides. RefSeq names its product protein YABBY 7-like. Lineage: Eukaryota; Viridiplantae; Streptophyta; Magnoliopsida; Poales; Poaceae. The transcript has 6 exons. The record is from RefSeq and is a predicted model, not a curated record. Gene Ontology annotation, biological process: multicellular organism development; polarity specification of adaxial/abaxial axis; plant ovule development. Gene Ontology annotation, cellular component: nucleus. Bases 1 to 495 code for a protein of 164 amino acids.
AUGUCGUCGUCGGUGCGCCACCCUUGCUUCGGCCUCCUCCAGGAGCAGCUCGGCUACGUGCAGUGCAACUUCUGCGCCACCAUCCUGCUGGUGAGAGUGCCGUGCGGUGGCAGCCCGCAGCUGAAGACGGUGGCCGUGCAGUGCGGCGACUGCUCCGGCAUCCUCUCCGUCACACUGCCGCCGACGCUGGCGGCUGCAGCGCCGGCGUCCGUCGAGCUGCCCCUGCAGGAGCCAGGCGUUUAUCAGCCGCCAAGGGACUCGGACGAGAGCAGUGGAGAGGACAGGGAGAUGGAGGUUGCAGAGAACAAUGUCUUCCAUACGGUUAACAAACCUCCAGUUAGGAAGCAGCGGACACCGUCAGCCUACAACUGUUUCAUCAAGGAGGAGAUAAGGAGGAUCAAGGCGAGAGAUCCUAGCAUCACCCACAAAGAGGCCUUCAGCGCUGCUUCUAAAAACUGGGCGCACUUACCAAGAAUCCAGCAGAAGGGAAACUGA